AUGGCUCUCAGCAAUGAUAAAGUUUUUGGUAAUAUUAAAUUUGAAGGAAGCGGCACUGAAGAAUUUGAAGGAAGUAGCUCUGAGGAAUCCAAAGGAAGUGACUCUGAAGAAUUUGAAGAAAACAGUAUCAAGGAAUCUAAAGGUAUAAUAAAUAUGCUAAAAUAUUAA
This is a messenger RNA of Rhizophagus irregularis DAOM 181602=DAOM 197198, 168 nucleotides long. The record is from RefSeq and is a predicted model, not a curated record. NCBI's taxonomy places the organism in Eukaryota, Fungi, Glomeromycota, Glomeromycetes, Glomerales, Glomeraceae.